ACAAACUUACGUGCCAAAGAUUGUCAACUAUUUAGCAAGGAGAACAUUGCUCAGCUUAAAGCCAAAGCUAAUUCUGAAUAUGGAAAUAAUAUAGUUUGUAUCUCUUCAUUACAAGCUCUUUUGGCUCAUCUCUGGCAAUCUGUUAUACGUUGUCGUUUCAGUACCAAUGCUGCUGAAAUUACUUAUAGGAGCUGCAUUUACCUCAAGGAUAUUUUGGAAAUGCCUUGCAUCUUGUCAACGUCACAACCACCGCUAAGGAGAUAUUGGAGCAUGAUUAGGUACGUCAGAUUUGAGUGACCGUCUGAGUAGUAACUUGAAAUGAAAAUACUAAAUUUGAAUUCAGGUUGGGUUGCUUUGCAAAUGAAUAAGGUGAUAUCCACGCAAACUCAUGAAGAGGUUAUGAAUUUUUACCAAAGUUGGGUGAAGAAAUCGAAGAUGUUGAAAAAGAGUGGAGUGUUUGCUAAUAGCUUGAUAGCUAGCAGCUCGCCCCGGUUCAAUGUAUACAACAAUGAUUUUGGAUGGGGGAGACCUGUUGCAGUGAGAAGUGGUGCUGGAAACAAACAUGAAGGGAUAAUAACAAUAUUUUGUGGUGCAGAAGAAGGAAGUAUGGACAUUCAACCUCAAACUUUGCGUGCCAUGGGACAAGAUACUAAAUUCAUGGCAGCUGUUACUAAAAUUCAUGACAUCGUUUAAGCUAAUUACUUUAUUAUUAUUAUUGUUAGGGAUAAAGGUCUCAAAAAUAUCUCAACUUUGGUAGAAUUUGUUGCUUCAAUACUAAGCUUUUAUGAGGACCUAUUAUUUUUCUGAACUAUUUAAUAAUGUACUUUUUAUCCCCAACUAUUUAAUAGUGUAUUUUAAAAGUA
Molecule: messenger RNA, 863 nt
Organism: Solanum lycopersicum (tomato)
Lineage: Eukaryota; Viridiplantae; Streptophyta; Magnoliopsida; Solanales; Solanaceae
Source: RefSeq, a predicted model, not a curated record